Messenger RNA from Micropterus salmoides (largemouth bass), 1284 nucleotides. RefSeq names its product serine and arginine rich splicing factor 3b (gene srsf3b). The coding region runs from base 159 to 656 and encodes 165 amino acids. Gene Ontology annotation, cellular component: nuclear speck. Gene Ontology annotation, molecular function: RNA binding. Lineage: Eukaryota; Metazoa; Chordata; Actinopteri; Centrarchiformes; Centrarchidae. The record is from RefSeq and is a predicted model, not a curated record. Gene Ontology annotation, biological process: mRNA splicing, via spliceosome. The transcript is spliced from 6 exons.
CACGCUCAAAUAUUAACUUAACCCCGCCCUCCCGGGAGCAACCUGGUCACCCCAGCCACUAUUUUCCGUCACGCCAUUUUCCAUCGAAGACCGAGAGGAACAAACGAGCCGGAGCGCUGAUAGACUAAACUGUGAAUUGCAACAAACGCGAUCCAGUCAUGCAUCGUGACUGUCCUCUUGACUGCAAGGUCUAUGUUGGAAAUUUGGGCAACAAUGGAAACAAGACCGAGUUAGAGAGGUCAUUUGGCUACUAUGGUCCUCUCCGCAGUGUUUGGGUGGCAAGGAACCCUCCAGGCUUUGCCUUCGUAGAAUUUGAAGAUCCCAGAGAUGCAACAGAUGCUGUGCGUGAGCUUGAUGGGAGGACAUUGUGUGGUUGCCGGGUGCGAGUAGAGCUGUCCAAUGGUGAGAAGCGCAGCCGCACCCGUGGUGCUCCCCCUUCAUGGAGCAGGCGUCCUCGAGACCGAGACGACUACAGGCGCCGUAGCCCACCACCCAGACGAAGAUCCCCACGCAGGAGGAGCUUCAGCCGCAGUCGAAGCAGGUCUUUCUCCAGAGACAGGAGGAGGGAGAGGUCCCUCUCCCGGGACAGGAACCACAAACCUUCGAGGUCCUUCUCACGGUCAAGGAGCCGCUCCAGGUCUAAUGACAGGAAGUAGAGGACAGUCUGUCAGGUGUAAAGGGAGUUUGAUGAACGGCUGUACAGGCGUUGCCGUUUCAUUUGAUGGACUUCAACAUGGUCAUUUUUGUGUUGGGUUUUUUAAACAAUCAUGCAUUUUAGUGUCCCUCCCCCUUUCUUGUUACGGUCAUUUUCAAAUACGCUUAGUGGGUGUGUGCAGGUGUGUUGCAUCACGUAAGUCACGUCCAUCUUGUCGGUCUUGAAACAGUUGUGCCACCCAUCAUUCCAGUUCAUAGUUAAUAUCUUAAGAGCUUUGGUUUUUGUUGAUGAUGUACUGUGUAGUUUGACUUAGUAUGAGUAGUUCCUCAUUUUCUUUCUUUUUUUAAAAAGAAGGAUUGGGAUUUGUUAGAAACUCCCUCCUUUUGAUUGUCUGUAAAGCCAACCUAUUUUCAACGUGCUACUUUCUUACUUCAUACUGAAGGUUUCCAUCUGUGAAUGGCUGGGUGUAAUAAACACACCCCCUCAUUCAAGAUGCUAAACUAUGGCAUUGGGUUAAAAAAAGGUGUAAUGUACACAAGUCUAAUUUUUGAAGUUUACCAUUAUUUUUUCAUUUGUUUGAUACGAUGUGAAAUUGUCUCUCAAUUAAACAUACCAGUUGAUUAAAAGUA